CAGGAAUCCCUCUUCCAUCGAUGAUAAGUAUGAUAACUCGAGUCCUCCGUUUGGUACUAAUAGUAAUAGGUAUUGGAGUUAGAGUAGUGAACUAGUGAUCAUUCUCAUUCAUCAGUCAUCACAACGUAGAGUAUAAAGCGUCCAACCGAGUUUGUGGUCACAAUUAAAUAGGCAUUUAAUAAAAGGAAAUUAAACUCCCAAAAAAGGUUGUAGUAGUAGUAGUAUUAUUUGAAGGGUACAUCCCUUCUUUUCCCGUUCCAAAAUCCAAUAAUUUUCCACUGAAUGCCCACCUAAGAGGAAUAAUAUGCAAUACCUUCUUGCAUCUGGUUCCUUUUCAUGUCUUCUGGGUUAUACUCUCCAACGUCGCAGUUUUCCUCUCCACAGUGUAUGCAGACCGUGUCUGCUUAAGCCUCACUGUGCUCAGAGACAGCAGAGCCGAACAAGCCUUAGAACUUCAUGGCCUUGGGUGUCACUUUCACUUUUUGGCACAGGCUUCUCAUUUGGUCCCCUUCUCGAUGGACUCCAUUCAAGAGUCAAUCUCGUGGUGUACAAGACAGGGUCCAUUGACUUAGGUCCACUCCACACAAAUAUCUGGGUUCCUUUCUUGCUGGGGUUGUUUUACUGCUCGGUUGGUUUGCUUCAACUCUACCUAGAUCAAAGGGUCUUAAACAAGGCUCAAGAGGGAAGUUUAGCUAAAACAAUUGCCUCACUGAUAUUGCUGGUGCUGUUUAUAGAAUUGAGUGCUGAACUUUACAAAGCCGGAAUUGCUGACAACAUUGAGGCCUACAUAUUAUUUGCUGCAGCAGAGUUCAUAUGGUUUUUCUUGGAUAGGACAUGGUCAGGGUUCAACCUGGCAUGCAUUGUGGGGCUUGGCUGUCCACUGGCUGAGAUACCCAUAAUGAAGUUCUUCCACCUUUGGUACUAUCCUCAAGCGAAUAUUGAAAUCCUUGGCCAGGGACUAGUUACUUGGACACUCACUUGCUACUUUGUGUAUACGCCAUUCUUAAUCAAUUUGUCACGGUGGUUGAGAACAGUUUAUGCUGCUCAAACAGAGGAGUCUUCCUGAGACAAUAUGUUAAACCGUGCUGUUUAUUCUAUUAUAAUGAACAGCAACCAAAUCACAGCCUUCAACAAACACAUUGUAAAAAGGCAUCCCGGUCUAAACUAGGAUUAUAUAUUAUAUAAUGUUGAUUCAUAUCCAAGUGUAUUCAUAAGGACUAGGCCAUUUUAAUCAAUUAUUAAAUGUUUCAGCUUCACACCUUAGAUGAGAUCA
Messenger RNA from Gastrolobium bilobum, 1273 nucleotides. RefSeq lists its product as uncharacterized. The record is from RefSeq and is a predicted model, not a curated record. Lineage: Eukaryota; Viridiplantae; Streptophyta; Magnoliopsida; Fabales; Fabaceae. Bases 305 to 1066 code for a protein of 253 amino acids. The transcript has 5 exons.